AUGAUCUUCGCAGCCCGCCAACUUCAGGAGAAGUGCCAGGAGAUGCGGACCCACCUGUACUCUACCUUCGUGGACCUGACGAAAGCCUUCGACACGGUGAAUCGUGAAGGACUGUGGAAGAUCAUGCAGAAAUUCGGCUGUCUGGAGCGAUUCACUCAGAUGGUGCGUCAGCUGCACGACGGUAUGAUGGCGCGAGUCACGGACAACGGAGCUGUCUCAGAGGCAUUCGCAGUGACCAGUGGAGUGAAGCAAGGCUGCGUACUGGCGCCUACCCUCUUCAGUCUUAUGUUCUCUGCCAUGCUGAUGGACGCCUACCGUGACGAACGCCCCGGGAUCCUCAUCGGCUACAGAACGGACGGUCAUCUCCUGAAUCAACGGCGCAUGAACUUCCAAUCGCGCGUAUCCACAACCUUCGUCCACGAACUCCUCUUCGCCGACGACUGCACCCUGAAUACCACCUUGGAAGAGGAGAUGCAACGCAGCAUGGACCUGUUCGCCACCGCCUGCGAGAACUACGGUCGGGUCAUCAACACGCAGAAGACGGUGGUGAUGCACCAACCGCCACCCAACUCAGCCAAAGCCUCCAACGCGCCGCCACAAAUCAGCGUGAAUUGGACCCAACUGCAAGUGGUGGAGAACUUCCCAUACCUGGGCAGUACUCGCUCCCGAAACACCAAGAUCGAUGACGAAGUCGCUAACAGGAUCUCGAAAGCCAGUCAAGCUUUCGGUCGCCUCAAAGCACAGUUUGGAAUCGCCACGGUCUUCAAGUGA
Molecule: messenger RNA, 771 nt
Organism: Spirometra erinaceieuropaei
Lineage: Eukaryota; Metazoa; Platyhelminthes; Cestoda; Diphyllobothriidea; Diphyllobothriidae
Source: the annotation of a GenBank genome assembly